Messenger RNA from Thunnus maccoyii (southern bluefin tuna), 6467 nucleotides. RefSeq names its product carbamoyl-phosphate synthase 1, mitochondrial (gene cps1). Gene Ontology annotation, molecular function: metal ion binding; ATP binding; carbamoyl-phosphate synthase (glutamine-hydrolyzing) activity. The transcript is spliced from 38 exons. NCBI's taxonomy places the organism in Eukaryota, Metazoa, Chordata, Actinopteri, Scombriformes, Scombridae. The record is from RefSeq and is a predicted model, not a curated record. Gene Ontology annotation, cellular component: carbamoyl-phosphate synthase complex; cytoplasm. Gene Ontology annotation, biological process: L-glutamine metabolic process; L-arginine biosynthetic process; 'de novo' pyrimidine nucleobase biosynthetic process. Bases 192 to 4712 code for a protein of 1506 amino acids.
GCGCCCACUUGAACUGUGUGUUUAGGACACGAGGGGCAGCCCCAAAACUCGUUCAUUUAUCUGUCUUUAAAAGAAACUUGACACUUAGUUGUACAGUUAGCAGGACAGCAUAUCUUUAAAUCCUUAGUUAUACUCGGCAACUUCUCAUUCACAUCUGUGCUGCUUUGCUUCAAGAGUAACUGUAGGCUAAUAUGACAAAAAUCCUGUUAGCUUGCAGCGUUGUUAAAUCCCUCAGACAAGGAUGUGUAGUAGGCAGAAGAGUCGGAAACACGUCUGCCUGGCUGAGACUUCAAACUACCAGUUUUUUUAGUGUCAAGGCCCAAACAGCCCACCUGGUCUUAGAGGAUGGCACCAGGAUGAAAGGGUUUUCUUUUGGGCACGAUGCCUCUAUAGCUGGGGAGCUGGUCUUCAAUACAGGCUUGGUGGGGUAUCCUGAGGCUCUGACUGACCCCAGCUACAGGGGUCAGAUCCUGACCCUGACAUACCCUAUUGUAGGGAACUAUGGGGUACCCAACACCCAAAAGCUGGAUGAGCUGGGCCUGAGAAAAUAUGUGGAGUCAGAGCGGAUCCAGGUAUCUGGUCUUCUGGUUCAAGACUACAGCCACGACUACAGCCACUGGAACUCUGUCAAGUCUCUGGGUCAAUGGCUACAAGAAGAGAAGGUUCCUGCACUGUUUGGAAUAGACACCAGAAUGCUGACCAAGGUCAUCAGAGACAAGGGCACAGUUUUGGGAAAGAUUGAAUUUGAUGGGCAACCUGUCGAGAUAUCCGACCCCAACCAGAAAAACCUGGUAGCAGAAGUCUCAACAAAGGAAACCAAAGUUUAUGGAAAAGGGAACCCAAUCAAAGUGGUGGCAGUUGAUUGUGGUAUUAAACAUAACAUCAUUCGUCUGCUGGUUAAGCGGGGCGCAGAAGUUCACCUGGUACCAUGGGACCAGGACUUGCUGAGUCUCGAAUAUGACGGACUGUUCAUCUCCAAUGGACCGGGAGAUCCGUCUCUGGCCGAGACACUCAUCCACAAUGUCCGCAAGGUGCUGGAGAGUGAUCGUCCCCAGCCGGUGUUUGGGAUUUGUAUGGGCAACCAGAUCACUGCUCUCGCUGCCGGCGCAAAGUCAUACAAACUACCCAUGGGCAACAGAGGCCAGAACCAGCCAGUGCUGAAUGUGAUGACAGGCCAGGCCUUCAUUACAGCGCAGAACCAUGGCUACGGCAUAGACAGCAAGUCCCUGCCCCCAGGGUGGAGCCCGCUUUUCAUCAACGCCAAUGAUGGCACCAAUGAGGGCAUUAUGCACAACACUAAGCCUGUUUUCACGGCCCAGUUCCACCCGGAGGCAAAAGGCGGUCCCACAGACACAGAGUUCCUUUUUGAUGCCUUCAUGUCCCUGAUCAAGAAAGGGAAAGAUGCCAACAUAGUGUCAGUCAUGCCCAAGAAACCUUAUAUCCCUCCCAGAGCUCAGGUGUCAAAGGUGCUGGUGCUGGGUUCCGGUGGUCUGUCUAUUGGUCAGGCUGGAGAGUUUGACUACUCUGGAUCUCAGGCAGUCAAGGCCAUGAAGGAGGAGAACCUGAAGACGGUACUUAUGAACCCAAACAUCGCUUCGGUUCAGACCAACGAGGUGGGCACCAAGCAGGCCGACUCCGUCUACUUCCUGCCCGUCACGCCACAAUUUGUCACUGAAGUCAUCAAGGUCGAGCGUCCAGAUGGCAUCCUACUCUCCAUGGGUGGACAGACUGCCCUCAACUGUGGAGUAGAAUUAUUCCAGCGGGGCGUCCUGGAGCAGUAUGGGGUGAAAGUCCUUGGAACCCCAGUGGAGUCCAUCAUGGCCACAGAGGACAGACAGAUUUUUGCUGACAAACUGAUGGAGAUUAACGAGAAGAUCGCACCGAGUAUCGCUGUGGAGUCGGUAUCUGAUGCUUUGAAAGCAGCAGAGCAGAUUGGCUAUCCAGUGAUGUUACGAUCAGCCUAUGCCUUGGGAGGUUUGGGCUCUGGUCUGUGUGCCAACAAAGAAAAGCUGGAGGAAACUGCCCACAAGGCUUUGGCCAUGAGCACUCAGAUCCUAGUGGAGAAGUCCCUGCUGGGCUGGAAGGAGGUGGAAUAUGAGGUGGUGAGAGACGUGGCUGAUAACUGUGUCACCGUUUGCAACAUGGAGAACUUUGACCCACUGGGCAUUCACACAGGUGACUCCAUAGUGGUGGCACCGAGCCAGACAUUGUCCAAUGAAGAGUACCACAUGCUCCGUGAGACGGCCAUUAAAGUGGUUCGUCAUCUUGGCAUUGUCGGCGAAUGUAACAUCCAGUAUGCUCUACACCCCUCGUCCCUGGAGUAUUGCAUCAUCGAGGUUAACGCCCGGCUCUCAAGAAGCUCCGCUUUAGCAUCCAAAGCUACUGGGUACCCCUUGGCAUUUGUAGCUGCUAAAUUGGCUCUGGGGAUCCCCUUGCCAGACAUCAAGAAUGCAGUCUCAGAGAAGACCACAGCCUGUUUUGAGCCGAGUCUAGACUAUAUUGUCACCAAGAUCCCCCGUUGGGACCUCGACCGCUUUCAGGGCAUGUCUCUUGAAAUUGGCAGUGCAAUGAAAAGUGUCGGAGAGGUGAUGGCAGUGGGCCGGACCUUUGAGGAGAGUGUGCAGAAGGCUCUGAGGAUGUGUCAUCCAUCAGUGGAUGGCUUUGUGCCACGGCUGCCACUCAAAAAAGCCUGGGCCGACACCCACAACCUGCAACAAGAGCUGGCUGUGCCCUCUAGCACCCGCAUCUUCUCCCUCGCUAAGGCCCUGCACAGUGGCAUGAGUGUGGAUCAGAUCCACCAGCUGACAGCCAUAGACAAAUGGUUCCUCCACAAACUACACAGGAUCACUGAGCUGGAGAAGGACCUGGCACACUACAAGAGUGGUACAGUACCCAAGGGGCUGCUGCUAAAGGUGAAGCAGGAUGGCUUCUCAGACCGGCAGGUUGGCCAGAUUCUGGGCUCCAAUGAGAGCGCAGCCAGAGAGCUGAGGCUGACUCAUGGCAUCAGACCCUGGGUCAAACAGAUUGACACUCUGGCAGCAGAGUACCCAGCCAUGACCAACUACCUGUACUGUACCUAUCAUGGGCAGGAGCAUGACCUGGACUUUAAAGACCAGGGAAUUAUGGUUCUUGGUUGUGGGCCCUACCACAUUGGGAGCAGUGUUGAGUUCGACUGGUGUGCGGUGUCCAGCAUCAGAGCCUUGAGACAGAUGGGCAAGAAGACAGUCGUGGUCAACCACAACCCUGAGACGGUCAGCACUGACUUUGAUGAGUGUGACCGCCUUUACUUUGAAGAGCUGACCCUGGAGCGCAUCCUGGACAUCACCCAACAAGAGGGUUGCUCUGGCAGCAUUGUAUCUGUGGGAGGCCAGAUCCCCAACAACCUGGCCGUCCCGUUGCACCUGAGUGGGGUGAAGAUACUGGGGACGAGCCCCCUGCAGAUUGACCGGGCUGAGGAGCGCUCUGUCUUCUCUGGUAUCCUAGAUGACCUCGGAGUGGCCCAAGCCCCAUGGAGGGCCCUCAGCUCUCUGGAUGAUGCGUUUGCCUUUGCCAACCAGGUGGGCUACCCCUGUCUACUCCGCCCCUCUUAUGUUCUCAGUGGCUCUGCAAUGAACGUUGCAUAUGGUGAAGAGGAGAUGAAACGCUUCUUGGAGGAGGCCACCCAGGUGUCCCAGGAGCAUCCAGUGGUCAUCACCAAGUUCAUCCGUGGUGCCAGGGAAGUAGAGGUGGAUGCUGUGGCCAAAGGUGGCAAGGUUCUGGUCCAUGCAAUAACAGAGCAUGUGGAGGAUGCUGGGGUACACUCAGGAGAUGCCACCCUAAUGCUGCCAACCCAGACCAUUAGCCAGGGUUCGCUAGAAAAGGUUAAGAUUGCCACCCGGAAAAUAGCGCAAGCAUUUGAGAUUUCCGGGCCCUUUAACACUCAAUUUCUGGUUAAAGGCAAUGAUGUCAUGGUGAUAGAGUGUAAUCUGCGGGCUUCACGCUCCUUCCCUUUUGUAUCAAAAACAAUCGGUGUGGACUUUAUCAAUGUGGCAACCAAAGUGAUGGUGGGAGAGCCUCUGGAUGAGGCCAGCCUGCCCUCGUUGGAGAAACCCAUCAUUCCUAUAGACUACGUGGGCAUCAAGGCACCCAUGUUCUCAUGGCCACGGCUGAGGGAUGCAGAUCCUGUGCUUCGCUGUGAGAUGGCCUCCACUGGAGAAGUAGCUUGUUUUGGACCAAACAUUUAUUCAGCCUUCCUGAAGGCUAUGCUCUCCACAGGCUUUAAGCUGCCACAGAAGGGCAUCCUGAUUGGGAUUCAGCAUUCAUUCCGACCCAAUUUCCUGGCUACAGCCUACCAGCUGAAAGAGGAGGGCUUCAAGCUCUAUGCUACUGAAGCCACCUCAGCUUGGCUUUGUGCCAAUGAUGUGCCUGCCACUCCAGUAGCCUGGCCCACUGGGAAGGGAGGAGACAUCAGUUUGCCCAGUAUUACGAGACUGAUCAACGAGGGUCAUAUUGACCUGGUAGUCAACCUGCCCAAUAACAAUACACGCCACCUAAAGGAUAACUUCCUCAUCCGCAGAAUGGCUGUCGACCACGGUGUUCCCCUCAUCACUAAUUACCAGGUUGUGAAGCUGUUCGCAGAGGCAAUUCGCUAUGCGGGGGAGCUUGACACUACCAGCCUCUUCCACUACCGGCAGAAAGAAAGCCAACAAAGAGGGGCUGGUCAGCAGAGCUAGAGUUUCCUUCCCUGCCCUUUGGGUCCCUUUGUAAAACAGCGGUGUUAAGUGGGAGCAAAUUUAUGUAAUUUAGUUUCUAUAAAUUUCUUGUAUCUGUUUUCCCAUUCCCUGGUGUCAAGAAAAUGUUGAGUUAUUUUAGGGGAGAGUUGCAGUCUGUCAGGAGUUACCUAGACCAAAACACAAAACACAAAGUAUUUUUAAAGGGUUUAUAAGUUGUAACUAACGGCUUCAUGACUGGUUAAUACAUGAAUUUAUUAAUACUUUAUAGAUCAGUUGUGAAAAACAUCUGGUUGGUUAUCCUCCUUCAGUAGGACUCUUGGUUAUAAAUGUUAAUAAUUAAAAAAGGGUUCUUAUGGGAUCCCAUUUCUUAAUUAUAUAGCAGGUUAUAGUUGGUGUAACAGUAUAUCAUUUCAUAUCAUAGUGUCAUUUCAUAAUACAAAAUGUGUUGUUAAGCGUUGUGUAGGGUCUGCAGUUGUAAAUGUUAAUAUGUCGUUAUAAAAAGGACUGUGGUCCAAGAGCUGUAUUCACAAAGGAUCUUAUUUUACCACUGCAAGUCCUCUUAAAAGGCACUAAAAGUUCCUGGCCAAGAGCUUCCUCCUAAGACCAAUUCACAAAACUGCUGAGAACAACUUUUACUAAGCUAAGAGAAAUGUCAGGGUUUAUUCUGUUGCUAUGGAUGACAUCAUGUUUCAUUCUGCAGUGGUCUGUUGGAGAUUAGAAGAGUACAAGGAACAAAUUAUGUUAAAUUAAAAUUGUUAGAUAUACAUUAAGAGAUAAAAAGAUAGAUCUUUCCGUGAAGGUCAGAAGUCAAACAGUCUUUAAGAGAAAACUUCCUGACAAACUAAAAAGACAACUGUCAUGCUGGAUGAGGAUGAACACCAACCAGAGAUUUUUCACAGCUUGGGGACUGACAUGUUUUUUUUUUUUUAUUAAUGGCUUAUAAAUAAAAUAUAUAAAUAAAGCAUUAAUGGAUGAUUUCUUAACCAUUAAUAAAGCCCUUGGUUACAAUUCAUAAAGUGAUUCAUCUGAAAGUGGUACCAGAGAGGAUAACAGCACUGCCUUUACACUGUAAAUCUUUAAGGGCAAUGUUGUUGGUGUAUUACAGUAUAUUACAGUUUUUUUGUUUGUCUUUUUUUUCUUUUUUUUUUUUGGCUUUUAUUUAUUAUCAGUUGUUUAUGUUCUGUUUUAUUUUUCAAUGUGUGGAACUCUGUGAAUGUGAAGCAAUGAUUUCAACAUCUCAGCUCUGCCUGAUAUCAUUUUAAUACCAAUGGUUUGGCAAAAUGCCUUUUAUAUGCAUUUAAUCUCAUUCAUACAUCUUUUAGACUUAAAAUGGUGUUGAAAAUGUACUAUAUAGUAAACAUGUACUAUAUCCAUGACAGCAACUGUUAAGUUAAGUGUAAUGAAGGUAAAGGCAUUUUAGAGGAAGGCUAACUGUUAUUUAGUUGGAGCUCCAGCCUUGAACCCCAGCUUUAAAGUUUGAAGUUAUGACAACUGACCUGUUUAUACUUGGAUUUAUGUGUGUAUAUACUGUAUGUUACAGACUGAGUCAGAAUUUCACAAUUUAGAAUUUAUUUUCCAGUCUGCAUAUACAAAUUUGUUUUUUAUGCAUACAUAAACAAAUGAAAGAAAGAGACAGAUAAUUAAAUAGAGCAGCACAAAACAGCACAAUAAUCCAACUUAGUUGUUUUUUUUCUGAAGUCUGAAAAAAAGGUGUAGGCUGAAGCCACAGCUUAUAAUGACGACCCUUUUAACACA